AUGCGUCUACUUAAGCGGAACCGCGCUGCAGGCCGGGAGGCGGGACCUCAGGGUGCCGGGAACCAGAAGCAGGGAGCGGCGCAUGCGUGCGUGGCCACCGGCUACGCCGCCCGCCUGCUGCCCGCGGCCGGGCCCGACGCGCAGGCGCUGGAGGCGGGCCUGGAGGAGCUGCUGGCGCGCGUGGACGAGUUCGUGGGCAUGCUGGACAUGAUUCGCGGGGACUCCUCGCACGUGGUGAGCGAGGGCGUGCCGCGCAUCCACGCCAAGGCCGCCGAGAUGCGGCGCAUCUACGGCCGCAUCGACCGCCUGGAGGCCUUCGUGCGCAUGGUGGGCGGCCGCGUGGCCAGCAUGGAGGCGCAGGUGGCGCGCGCCGAGGCCGAGCUGGGCGCCUUCCCCAGCACCUUCCGCAGGCUGCUGCACUCGCUGUCCGCGCCCGCGCUCUUCGGCCGGCCCGCCGGCUCCGCGCCCGGCGCCUUCCAGCCGCCCGCGCUCUUCCGCACCGAGGACCACUUCCCCUGCGGCGGGGACAGUGCGCGGGCCUGA
Molecule: messenger RNA, 543 nt
Organism: Elephantulus edwardii (Cape elephant shrew)
Lineage: Eukaryota; Metazoa; Chordata; Mammalia; Macroscelidea; Macroscelididae
Gene: BLOC1S4
Product: biogenesis of lysosomal organelles complex-1, subunit 4, cappuccino
Exons: 2
Coding region: 1-543 (180 amino acids)
Cellular component (GO): BLOC-1 complex
Source: RefSeq, a predicted model, not a curated record